UUAUUUUGGUUUAAUAUGAAAUCUUCAAAUCAGAAACUUGUUGAUACAAUAAUUGGACUUGAGGAACAACAAAAGCAAAUAGAAAAAAUUCUUUUAGAGUUUGUGCAAACUGGUUUAGGCGGUUCUUGUUUAAUUUGUGGAAGAAGACGUUCAGGCAAAUCUCUUGUUUUGGAUCAAAUAAUUAAAAGACUCCCAAAUAAUCUCCGAAUUGUAAAUGCUGAUGGGGAGAAAUGCAGCAGUUUUGCUGCGAGUGCCAAAAUUUUGCAAAAACACGGACUGGAUAUUGGAAAUUUUGAAGAACAUAAAAAUAAAAAAGAAGUUGGGGAAUCGAAUUCAAAAAUACUUUUUGUUGUUGAUCACUUUGAAAGUUUUGCCAAAAAGAAUAAUCAAGUAUUUUUGUAUAGUCUUUUGAAUGGUUGUCAAAGGCUUCCUUGGUUUGUAAUACUUAUUGGGAAUACUGAGAAUGGUUUGUCUAUACUGGAAAAACGUGUCCGUUCAAGACUUUCAAAGAUUUAUAUCCACUUUAAUGUUCAACUUUCUAUUGACGAUUUCAAGUCGGGUUUCUUUCAACUUCUUCAAUGUACUCAAAUAACAAAAAAUAUUAUAAAGGUAAUUUUGAAUUUUUUUUAUUUAGUUUAA
Meloidogyne enterolobii is the source of this 639-nucleotide messenger RNA. The record is from the annotation of a GenBank genome assembly. NCBI's taxonomy places the organism in Eukaryota, Metazoa, Nematoda, Chromadorea, Rhabditida, Meloidogynidae.